UACUGUUGAAUGUUAACAUUUUUUUUAGCGGUUAUUGAAACUUGUUCUAUAGCUCUAAAUGAUUCCAAUUUUUAUCGUUCUGGUUGGCUUUAUGAUGAUCAUCGUAUUUUUAGGGAUCAUACAAUGUUCAUUCCGCUCGAAUUCAAAUGUGGGAGAAGAUAUGAUACUUAAAUCACCUAUUCAAUUGAAUAAUGAAGAACAUAGUAAGGCAGUGAUUAUAAAUCUCAAUUCAAACAGAAACCAAUCGAAAUUAACUGGCAACUUGCAGAAAAAAGCCAAGACAACCAAUAUUGUGUACGAACAUUACAUACCGAAAUCAAUAUUAGCCAAUUUACAAGAAGCGGAAAAAAUAGAAUUAGCAUCUAUGGCUAUAUUAGCAGCGCCUAAUGAAGUACAAUUGAUGGAUCAGCAUGUAUUUCAACGGAAACAACCGAAACGAUUAUUUUCAAAACAGGGAAUGUUUUCCAACACAUCAUUAUCAUCAGCAUCGAUGACAAAAUGGACAAAUCGUUGCAAUAAUAACAAAAUAAAUUUACUAUCCACAUUGGAACAACAGCAACAAUCAAAUCCAUUCCAAUCAAUGUCCACAGCUUCAUUUGAGCCAAAAUUUUCUCAUUUAAUGUCUGCAUGUUCGAAUAUGGGUCCAUCAUACAAUAUUAGUAUGAAUAAACGUCCAUCAAUGGAAACAGUGCAAACAAAGAAAAUGAAACGUACAAAAAAUAGUGAUGAUUCAUUGGUACAAUCAUCACUAUCAACAAAAAGUCGUACACUUAUGGCCACAAGAAAGGCAAAAGAACGAUCAAAAAUUCAAAAUUAUUCUAGCCAACAAACAGAUCAAAAUGACGAUUGUGAUGAUGACAAUAGCAGAUCAAUUGGUAUUCCGAGGAAAAUUCAAGAUCCUCCCGAUUAUUAUCAACAAGAAAUGAGUGGUGCUGACGAUGGAUUUAAAUCUAAAAUUGCAUCAUUUAUUAAUAAUAAUAGCCGACAUCAUUCUCGGGCACCAACAUCCGGCAUAGCAUAUAAGCCGUUUCAACUUUUAUCUAACACUAGCAACAACAAUGACAGCAAUAUUGAAUAACAAACACCCCAUUUGAAUGACAUAAACCAACCAAAUAAUCAUAAAAUUAAAAAAAUUAAUUUUAUAUUUUC
Molecule: messenger RNA, 1149 nt
Organism: Dermatophagoides farinae (American house dust mite)
Lineage: Eukaryota; Metazoa; Arthropoda; Arachnida; Sarcoptiformes; Pyroglyphidae
Source: RefSeq, a predicted model, not a curated record